This is a messenger RNA of Culex pipiens pallens (northern house mosquito), 1735 nucleotides long. RefSeq lists its product as uncharacterized. Gene Ontology annotation, molecular function: protein binding. The transcript is spliced from 3 exons. Gene Ontology annotation, biological process: SCF-dependent proteasomal ubiquitin-dependent protein catabolic process. Gene Ontology annotation, cellular component: SCF ubiquitin ligase complex. NCBI's taxonomy places the organism in Eukaryota, Metazoa, Arthropoda, Insecta, Diptera, Culicidae. The record is from RefSeq and is a predicted model, not a curated record. The coding region runs from base 151 to 1593 and encodes 480 amino acids.
AAAACGAUAAGUUUCAGCUGUCAACCAAAGUCGAUCAUGAGCCGUUUUGAUUGGCACUGAACUCACAGAACUGAACCGAUCAUCUGAUUGCGAGUCAUCGUUUCGUGCUUUUAAUUUCGUUUGUUUGUUCACGAAAGUCUCCACGUCACCAUGCCUAAAGGAAAGUCCUACGAUUCCCGCUCUUCGAAGGCACCUAAGCGCGCCCGCGUCGUCCCUGAUCCACUGCCGCAACUUCCCCAGGAGAUCCUGGAGCAGAUCUUCCUGAACCUCAAUGCCAGGGAUCUUCUCCACGUACGGCGAACGUGUCUUCGCUGGCGAGACGCCGUCGGAAGCUGCUCCGGUCUGAGGGAUAAGUUUCGGCUUACGUAUCCGCCCCGCAAGUUUUGGAUGACCAUUCCUAAACCUCCCGGGACAGUGCCGGCUUCGACUGUGGAGUUCCAGCUGUUCAGUAAAUACCUCAAAAUCGGGGACAUCGAUCCGUGGUGGCCGCAGAUCGCUUCAACGGUGACCUGUCUCGUCAUGACCAGGUGCGAGUUCCCGUUGAACAUGUUGCGCCACGCACCGAACCUCAAAUCGCUGGAGCUGUAUUUUGCGAGGAUCGGUGGAUCGCAUAGAGUUAAUUUCAAACUGAACAAUCUGAGGAGUCUUUCUCUCAAAUAUACCGAAUCGCUUGAAUGCGUGAUUGACAUAGAUUCUAAACAUUGCGUUAUUGCCGAGUUGAUCCAGUCAUCCAAGAGCAGCCUUAAAAAACUGGUUCUGGAUGUUUCGAAACGCUAUCUGAAGACGAUCUCGCUGCCAGAUUUCGCCCAAGCUCAUCGAUCGAUUGACGAACUCACAAUCGUUAAUUCAACUGACGAUGACGCGAUGCUCAAGAUCCUUCAAGCUUCAACCAAUCUCAAGCGGCUUAAGCUAAAGUAUCCAAUGCCCUCCGAUGACGAUUACGACGGAAUUCUAAUGAUCCCGAACUUGGAGUGGCACUUGCCUAAGCUUCAGGAACUUGUUAUCAUAUCAUUUUUCUUGAAGGGAGAAUCGCUGUGCAGGUCCUUGCGAUCUUCACCCAACCUACGUUCGAUGAUUUUGGUUCGCUGUGAAUUCGAGAGUUGGAACCAGCUUUUUCGCCUGAUCACGCAGCCUAAGUCACUAUGCUCGCUGACCUUUACGAGAUUCUAUUGCAUAAAAAAGGACGAGGACGAACCGAUCCUCACUAACCCCAGCGAGAGUCUCCGUUAUCUUCGAAUUCGUGCUAAUAGGCGAGUUCAACUUCCAAGUGCCAAAGUAUUCGCACUAUUCCCGCAUCUGACCGAACUAAUCCACGUACUCGACUACCAGCUCUCUGAUGUGCUGGUCAAGGAAGCUUGUCGGACGUUGACCCGGUUGGAGAGACUGACGAUGGGCGAUGGAAGAACUACGACCCACUGUGCCGUAGCGUACAUCCGGCGCUACUGCCGGGACCUGAAACACUUGACACUGCUAGGGUACUGGAGGUUGAAGAAGACAGAUAAGCAGUACUUGGAGCAGAACAUGGUCAGUUUCAGACUUUGCCGCAUUGACUGGCUACGAUUCGACAACGAUUCUGAAGAUGACCUUAUUUAGGACUUGAUUUUUUUUUCUGGCUCAAAAAUUUGUUUUUUACCAUAUUAACUAUAUAAAUUCAUUUUUGACUUCCUCAAUGAGGAAAAACUCUAAAAGUUGAGUAAAAAUAAACUACCUAAAAAUACACAAAAACCUGUUUUUA